Molecule: messenger RNA, 5922 nt
Organism: Hemibagrus wyckioides
Lineage: Eukaryota; Metazoa; Chordata; Actinopteri; Siluriformes; Bagridae
Gene: slc25a18
Product: solute carrier family 25 member 18
Exons: 10
Coding region: 473-1420 (315 amino acids)
Biological process (GO): malate-aspartate shuttle; aspartate transmembrane transport; L-glutamate transmembrane transport
Molecular function (GO): L-aspartate transmembrane transporter activity; L-glutamate transmembrane transporter activity
Source: RefSeq, a predicted model, not a curated record
GAGGGAGGGAGACAGAGAAGGAGAGAGAGAAAGAGUGCAGAAGAGAGAGGUAGAGGGAGGGAGCGAGAGAAAAAGAGAGCAGGAGAGAGAAAGAGAGAGAGAGUAAGUGAGUGAGAUCGCUGUGCAAUUUGGCAGCAGAUGAGUGUGAAAGAAAUCCGGCUCAGAGAGAGUGGAGAGAAGAAGAAAAAAAGGCAUGCCCAGAAUGCCACCAGAGCUCCACAAAGAGGGAAAGGGGGACUGAAAGAGACAGAGGAGGACGUGUUCAUGCUAAAAAGAAAAGAGAGAGGAAACAGAGAGAGUGGGAAAACUCCUUCCAAACUAGGUACUGAUGAGAUGAGGACGAGUUCCACGCAUACAUUUGGGAAAGAAGUGUGUCUGAGUGUCUGAGUGUGUGUGUGUGUGUGUGUGUAGGAUUCUAUUACCAAAGGUUGGCUCUCACGUCUUAGACUUAGAGGGCAAACAGAGAGGAAGGAUGCCAGAACAAAAAGUUAGCCUCCCUGCUAAGCUGAUUAAUGGAGGCGUGGCCGGGCUGGUGGGCGUGACCUGCGUGUUUCCCAUUGAUCUGGCUAAGACCCGCCUCCAGAAUCAGCAGGGUGCUCGGGUCUAUAGCGGGAUGUUGGACUGUUUGACCAAGACGAUCAGGACAGAAGGCUACUUUGGGAUGUAUCGAGGUGCUGCGGUGAACCUCACCCUCGUAACGCCGGAGAAAGCGAUAAAACUUGCAGCCAAUGACGUUUUCAGACAAAAGCUCUCCAGGAACGGGAAGUUACCGUUAUGGGGUGAGAUCCUCGCAGGCUGUGGGGCAGGAACCUGUCAGGUGGUGGUCACAACCCCGAUGGAAAUGCUCAAAAUACAGCUGCAGGAUGCUGGACGAUUGGCGGCACAGAGGACCGUGUCCACCUCGGCUCCCGCCUCCUCGCCGUCUCUGGCGCCGUCUCAUCAAGCUGCGGUGCGUCGCUCAGCCACGGCCAUAACGCUGGAGCUGCUGAGGACGCAGGGCCUCCGGGGCCUCUACAAGGGCACAGGAGCUACUCUGCUCAGGGAUGUUCCGUUCUCCAUGAUCUACUUCCCGCUGUUUGCCAAAUUUAACGCGGUGGGCCGGAGCGGAGAUCUCCCACAUGAGCGAGCUCCUUUCCUGCAGUCCUUCGUGUCGGGAUGCGCCGCCGGCUCGGUGGCGGCCGUGGCUGUUACUCCGCUGGACGUCAUAAAGACUCGUCUUCAGACCCUGCAGAAGGGGGAAGGAGAAGAUUCAUACCGGGGCAUCAUCGACUGUACACGGCGCAUCCUGAGCCGAGAAGGACCGUCAGCCUUCCUUAAAGGAGCGACGUGUCGAGCUCUGGUCAUCGCGCCGCUUUUCGGGAUCGCACAAGGCAUCUACUUCCUGGGUGUGGGUGAGCAGGUGAUGAAGCUGCUGGGAUAGAAAUGAAGUGUCAUAUCAGUGAGCAAACACACAGUACUGUUUCAAUACGAGGAGAGAGAGAGGGCCUGGUGGUUAGUGAAGGAGUAUGUGAUUAAAAUGAAACAGAUGUCCACUUACAUAACCAAAGUUCUAGACAAAAAAAGGGCUGUCCAUGCGAUCAUAAGCACUGACGUUGCACACUGAGUGUCUAAAGGAUGUAAACAGGGUUCUUUGUACUAAACAGGGAAACAGAAAGAAUGUCGGAUGAAAUCCAUCACUAGUACACAAGCAUAGUUUGGGAUUAAAUAAAUAAAUAAAUAAAUAAAUAAAUGGCAUGCAAGUGGAUCAGAGUUAAACGUAGAAGAAGAAACUUGGUGCUUUGCUCUAUAUGAGUGUAUAAGAGAUAUUAUAGGAUGCGCUGCUGUGCUUUAAAUCCUCUUCAUUUAUAAGCUUCAUUCUGCUGCAUUACGCUGCGCUUUUUAACAUGUUCCCCCGCACCGCGACAGCUUCAGUAAAUAAACAUUAUGCAAAUCACUGCAAUCCAGCCAAUCAGGAUAAGGAGGCGUGUCUACUCCCCUACGUUUAGGACACCGUGCACUUACUUUUUUCGAGUGAAUGAUGGUUGCAUCGAUUUGGCUUCGAAAUUUAGCAAUAGCUAGCGCUAUUUUACUUCUUUAAGUACUUUUAAGAUGAUGACUCCGACCCCAGCGAGAUUUUAAUAAAGAAAUUUACAUAAAUAUAUGGCAAAAAAUAUAUAUACGGAUUCGUACCGUAAGCUCCCAACAGUCUGGUAUUAACCCUUAUGUUCUGUUCUGGUUUAUCUGUUUAUUUUAUUUAUUUAUCUUUUAAAAAAAGAACGAAAAAUAGUGUGCCAGUGAUUACAAGUGAAUUCAUUAUUCAUACUGAUCCAAUGUUAAUGUUAAUACUUCCUGUUAUAAUAUUUAGAUAAAGUAGAACAAAAAAAAAUGAGUCGAACAAAGAGUUGAACAAAAAAAUGAGUCGAACAAAAAAAAGAGUCGAACAAAAAAAGAGUCGAACUAAUGAGUCAAACGGAAAAAUGAGUCGCACAAAUGAGUCAAAUGGAAAAAUGAGUCGAACAAAAAAAGAGUCGCACAAAUGAGUCAAAUGGAAAAAUGAGUCGAACAAAAAGAGUCGCACAAAUGAGUCAAAUAGAAAAAUGAGUCGAACAAAAAGAGUUGAACAAAAAAAUGAGUCGAACAAAAAGAGUUGAACAAAAAAAAUGAGUCGAACAAAAAAAGAGUCGAACAAAAAAAGAGUCGAACUAAUGAGUCAAACGGAAAAAUGAGUCACACAAAUGAGUCAAAUGGAAAAAUGAGUCGAACAAAAAAAAGAGUCGCACAAAUGAGUCAAAUGGAAAAAUGAGUCGAACAAAAAAAAGAGUCGAACAAAAAGAGUCGCACAAAUGAGUCAAAUAGAAAAAUGAGUCGAACAAAAAAGAGUUCAACAAAUAAAAUGAGUCGAACAAAAAAAGAGUUGAACAAAAAAAAUGAGUCGAACAAAAAAAAGAGUCGCACAAAUGAGUCAAACGGAAAAAUGAGUCGAACAAAUCAACACCUUCUGACCAAUCAGAAUCCUUCAGUAUUCAGUAGCAAUGUUUUUUUUUUGUUUUUUUUUAAAUAUAUCCUACAUGUGUAUUGGAACAAAAUCUAAAUCAAGGACCAGAACAUGAGGGUUAAUCCCUGCUGGAUGCUUCCCCAGGGUCAGCACCGCUCCUUUACUUUACCUUCAGUCAGAUAUUACAGCACAGAGCACAGGACUCCACGCUCUCCAGAGUUAUAACACAGGCACCAUCACUGGGUUUAUUACGAUCGCCUGAAUAAAAUCAUGUGUGACCCUUAAACAUGACCCAAGAUCACCGAAAAAUAAAAUAUUAAUCUCCUUAUACUCAUGAUAUAUAUAUAUAUAUAUAUAUAUAUAUAUAUAUAUAGGUGUGUAGUGACCUGCAAUUUGUUCUAAAAAUGAAAACUGAUAUUUUGUUGUUGUCAUGACCAUUCUAUGUUAGAUAGCUGUACACACUAUAACACCAAAAAACCUGCACAUGGUCACGAAGUGGCUUAUUAUAAAGGUUUUUUUGUUGUUGUUUUUUUAAUGAAAAAUGACCAGAACUGGUCACAUGACACUCAUAUGCAGCAAAACCUCCGUAAAACAACAAUGCAAAAAUAAAUAAAUAAAUAAUUAAAUAUAUAUGUUGUUUUUAAACAUAGAAAGUUGGAGUAUUAUUACUGUACUGAAAAGAGCACGAGUAACAUUUAAAAAUACAAGCAGAAAUGAGAGUUGUGACGUAAAGACACGUUAAGAAGCAAACUAGCGCCGCCUUGUGGCUGGAUUUUACACUACAGUCUGAUUGAAAUCAAUAAGGUUUUCUUUUUUUUGUACUUAUUAUUCAGUAAUUUCCGUGUAUUCUAUUUAAAUCAGGUUUGAUAUGAUUACAUGUACAGUGACUGUAUAUUCUGACUGUACAUUUGUACCACUACACGCCUUUUAACUGUAACUUUUAAGCUCAGUUUACGACAUUUAGCACAAUAUUGUCUCCGAUGAAUCCAGUCCCUCCAGGAAUUAAACGGAAAAUCAGUCAAAUUCGGAGAAGAUUUGACAAAACGGUUGCAGAUUUGGGAUGGGGCGCGCCGUGUGACAUCGUAACCGCGUGUCCAGCCAGCGCUCUCCUCGAUUCACGUGCGCUGAACGACUGUCGUAGAAAAUAAUGACAUAUGUGUUGUCUUCACUUUUUAAGAAAAGAACCAUGUUCUCAGAGUAAAUUUCCACAAAAGAAAUAAUAAAAAAUUACAAAACCACUCCUGGAGAGACUGGAUACUGGCAUAACUGUACACACACUUCUCCUACAGGUGUAUCUACCAUGGCUUCACUUUUUUUUUUAAUCAAGGUUCCCUUAAAGGUUCUUUGGAUGUUUUAAUGGUUCUUGUUUCCAAAGAGGAACUCCUUUUAAAUAGAAAAUGAAAUCCUCUGUUGGUUUGUGUGGUUAAAACUAAAACCUUUAACGGUUCAUUUAGAAGGACAAACCUUUUUAUUUUUCCCUGCAGUGGGGCUCGAAAGUUUGUGAACCCUCUAUAAUUUUUUUUAUACUGUAUAUCUGCAUAAACGUGAGAAUCAAAUUAAACAAAUGUGGCAAAAUUUACAUUAGAUGCCAAAUCCUUAACCAGAGCAACAUUUUAUACAACUGAGGGUUAAGGGCCUUGCUCAGGGGCCCAGCAGUGGCAGCUUGGUGGACCUGGGAUUCAAACUCACAACCUUCUGCUUGGUAGUCCAGCACCUUAACCAUAUAUAUAUAUAUAUAUAUACACUGUCCACAUACAAAAAGAAUAUAAAAUAUAUACUUAAUCAUUUAUUUACUGAGGGAAAUGAUCCAACAUUACAUGUGUGAGAGGCAAAAGUAUAUGACCCUCUGCUUUCUGGUGUGACUGGACUGGACUUAUGUAGAUACACAGUAUAGAAAAUUCUAAAGGGUUCACAAACUUUUCAGCAUCACUGAAUGUAUAGUUUCCACCAGGUGUAGGACAGAGUUUAUCUCAAAUACUUGCUGAAAUAAAAAGGCAGUGUUGCUUCAUCUAGAGCGUGACAGUAUUUCUAGUGUCCACAAUCUGACGCUGGACCUCGUUUAUCAGUUCGGAUAUAAAUGGAAAGGGUUUACUUGUAGACUGCUCACUGGAACACUUCUCCAUGAUAUUAUAUUAAAAAUCCAGUUUUUAUAAAGGAAAUCAUAUUCAUGUUUGUAUGUCUCGCUGUGUCGUUUACAUAAAAUCCAAAGGAUCUAAAAAUCGAAAACAAUAAAUGAUUUCAAUUAUACACAAUCACCUGGGGAAAAAUGCAAUCCGAAACAAUUCUAUAAGCCAUUCUAGCUAUUCAGUUAGUACAGAAGUAAUUGCACCCUAUUAAAAGCGGACGGAUUAAGUGUGUGUGUGUGUGUGUGGUAUACAAUGAGCUGCAUUAGUGGAAGACUUCUGUGUUUAGGAGCCCGUUUAGUCGCCAUUUUCAGGUCACUGAACGCUUUAUAGAGUUUUGUGGCUUUCCAGAAUCACCUGUUCUGAGAAUGUGCUUGUUAACUUAAAGCUGAUUUCUAUCCACACACAAACAAUAUUAAAAUCAGCUUUUCUGAAACGUAAAUCUGGCCGGAAUUUGUAUUUUGGGUUUUUGCACACACAGCUUGACUAAAACGAUCGAUAAACGAGGCCCGUGGUGACCGUAAGCACUUGUGUAUGCACGACACUAUAAUGCAGAAUUGACUGGAGGUGCAGUUUUGACAGUAUUGUGUCCAAACGAAACAUCAUUUGUCCAGCACUUCAACAGGAGAAGUUAUUUCAUGUGAUGUACAUACUGUAUGUGAUGAAAUAUAUGUACUAAUUUGUUCUCAUUUUCAAAGACAAUGAAAGAAGAAAUAAGGUAUACUUGUUUUGUUUUUUGGUUGACGUUUGUAUUGUAACAAAGGAUUUUAACACAACACCAGUACUGAAUGUUUCCAAAUAUAGAAAUAAAAUAUAUUUGAUUUA